AGUAACACGUUAGCCAAUUUGUUAAGUUUUAAUUUGUUUUUUGUUCAAUUAUCAUUCAGUUUUUUCUCUUUAUUGUCGGUCUAAGUUUUUUACAUGAAAAGGCCGAGCUAGGUAUCAAAAUGACAGUGCCAAAGAUAAGUGGAAAUGAUAAUGAAGGAAAUAAAGCUAAGAAAACAAAGACUGUAUCUGAAAAUGCCAGAUUAGGUGUUAACCCUGCGCCGACUGAUGAUGACAUUGAGCUUUGGGAUCAAUCUGGGUUUAUGUUGAGACAAGACAUGGACGAUUACGUGACACAGUCAAAAUGCGGAACACAGGGUUGGUGCAGGCCAAGUUGCAUUCCAAUAACCGUGAUUCUGGUAUUAAUCGUUUUGGUUGUGCUUUUGCCUCUUCUCGACGCUGCUGACAAACACUCAUUAAAUUCAACAAUUAUUGGAAAUGACUCUAAAUUGAUUUGCAACGAUGAUUGCCACAUAUCGCUGGUGGAGUCGAUACCUAUCGGUCUCAACUACUCAAAUAGUUCCAUAAUCCAUCCAGGAACUUAUCAGACUUGGAAGGAAUUAAUUGAAUCUGCCCAGAGUACUAUUGAGAUCGGUUCCUUUUAUUGGACACUGAGAAGAGAGGACGUUUAUCCAGAUGCUAGUGCGAAAGAAGGAGAAGACAUAUUCCAAUUGCUUCUGGAAGCUGGAAGGGACCGAGGAGUGCAAUUAAAAAUUGCCCAGAACUUUCCUUCUCAGUCAAGUCCAAAUACUGACACCGAGUACUUGGCUAAGAAAGCUAAUGCUCAAGUUAGAAGUUUAAAUUUCGCAGCACUUAUUGGUGCUGGUAUUCUGCACACGAAACUCUGGAUCAUCGACAGAAAACACGUCUACGUCGGUUCUGCCAAUAUGGAUUGGCGAUCCCUCACUCAAGUCAAAGAACUCGGUUUCGUUGCUAGGAAUUGUUCGUGUGUGGCACACGACAUUUCUAAAAUUUUUGACGUUUACUGGUUGCUUGGCGAAAAGAAUCAAGUUCCAACUUCCUGGCCGGCAAAUCUCAGUACGAAGGUUAAUGUCAAAAAUCCUAUGACACUCAAAAUCGACAACAACAAAUACAGAAGCUUCUUUGCAAGUUCACCUCCUAAUUUUUCACCACCAGGCAGAACAAACGACGUGGAUGCGAUUCUGCAUUGUAUUGAUAAGGCAGAGAAAUUUAUUUACAUCUCUGUCAUGGAUUACAUCCCGAUGAUGAUCUACUCUCCAAAGCCCAAAUAUUGGCCAAUUAUUGAAAACGUCCUGAAAGCAGCAGCUAUCGAGCGGAAAGUAAACGUCAGAUUUUUGAUUUCGUGGUGGAAGCACUCAAAGUUGAGCGAAGAUUUCUUUUUGAAAUCAGUCGAGGAAUUGACGAACUCGUACAGAAAAGUGAAAAUCGAAGUUAGAAGAUUCAUUGUUCCGACAACUCCUGAUUUCGACAAGAUUCCUUUUUCGAGAGUUAACCACAACAAAUAUAUGGUUACGGACAUUGCUGCCUACAUUGGAACGAGCAAUUGGUCUGGCGACUAUUUUGUAAAUACUGGUGGAAUCGGUUCCGUUUUCGAGGAUUUUGAUCACAAAAAUAAAGACAGUAUCAGAGAACAAUUGGAAGAAGUCUUUCAUCGCGAUUGGAAUUCUCCUUACGCCCAUACUUGGAACGGAUCCUGUUGGAAUCUGCUGGGAGAGAAAAUUUUCAAUUCCAGAGGUUACUUGCAUCCUACCCACUCUCAUCAUGUACCUGCUUAGAAAUUUGGCCGCAGCUAUACACUGGAGAACAAACUAUUGGACCUAAGAAAAUAAAUUUCUUUAGUUUCUUUUUUUUUUUGUCACGGGAUUUUUACUCCUGCUUAGUAAAUGAAAAUUGGCACUUACUAAAAAAAUGGAAACUUUGCAAGAGACCGAAAAAGCAUUCUGUGAAAUCAAAAUCAAUAUUCAUAUAUGAAAAUAUGUUAUUAUUUUAAGACUGAAGUGAAUCAUUUUUGUUAAUAUCAUUAUUAAUAAGAGU
Belonocnema kinseyi is the source of this 2013-nucleotide messenger RNA. Its product is annotated as phospholipase D3-like. The transcript is spliced from 10 exons. Gene Ontology annotation, molecular function: catalytic activity. NCBI's taxonomy places the organism in Eukaryota, Metazoa, Arthropoda, Insecta, Hymenoptera, Cynipidae. The coding region runs from base 120 to 1754 and encodes 544 amino acids. The record is from RefSeq and is a predicted model, not a curated record.